Molecule: messenger RNA, 5951 nt
Organism: Ictalurus furcatus (blue catfish)
Lineage: Eukaryota; Metazoa; Chordata; Actinopteri; Siluriformes; Ictaluridae
Product: testican-2-like
Exons: 9
Coding region: 595-1548 (317 amino acids)
Molecular function (GO): calcium ion binding; protein binding
Source: RefSeq, a predicted model, not a curated record
AGCCAAACCAGCAAAAACAAGAUGAUUAGGAUAACUGCCUAAGAUAAUUUCAUAUGCUGAAGUAGGGCAGCUUUGACUCAUUUUGUGAGGCAAGGGAGGAGUGGAGUGUUUGUAGAGAGUCUUUCAUUAAUGAAUGAGCGUGUCAUUCUGCUGCUGAAUUCCAUCAUGCUCACGUUUCUAUGGAAACACCUUCAGAACAGCUUUGAGCUGGAAAAAUAACCAGUGGGAAAUAUGUGACCGAUUUCCCCUUAUUUGGUCAGUAAUAUGCUCACAUAGCCUGCAGCCAGUGACCAUACAGAGAUAUCACAGCCACUAUUCAUCCCAUUGAGCAUUACAUCCAUUUACCUUGUCUCCUUCUCACGAUUACUGUAAAGGAAGAGACACCACGGGAAUGGAUGACUUUUCAUUUGCACAUGUUUCUGAGCCGGAGGUGAUUGAGUGUGGUAUUGGCUUAUGAGUGAGGCUUUUACAGUAGGCUUGUUGUGAAGAGGAUGAAGGAUUAAGGCUGAACGUGUGGACACCACCAAGGACCCAUGUCAGAAGGUGAAAUGCAACUGGAACAAAGUGUGUGUGUCCCAGAACUACCAGAGACCCAUGUGCAUCAACCGCAAGAAACUGGAGCACAGGAUCAGGCAGCCUGACACGAAGCCUCACGUAAGCAGCUGUAAACCAUGUCCCCUGUCAGCCUCAAACCCUGUGUGCGGAUCUGAUGGACAUAACUAUGCUUCACAGUGUAAGCUGGAGCAGCAGGCAUGUUUGAGUGGUAAAACGCUAGCUGUUAAGUGUGCAGGACCCUGUCCAUGUGUUAGUGAGCCUGUUCCAAAACCUGAGACAGAAACACCUUCUGUUUCCAAACCAGAGAGCUGCACGGGACAGGACUUGGCAGAUUUGGGGGACAGGCUCAGGGAUUGGUUCCAGCUUCUCCAUGGCAAUGCUAAAAUGAACAGCUCUGGCAGACAGGGAUCAGGAACAGCUUCAGUGUUUGAGAAGAACUUGGUGGCAGGCUGCAAAGAUUCGAUUGGCUGGAUGUUCUCCAAGCUGGACACCAGCAAUGACCUCUACCUGGACCACUCUGAGCUGGCUGCUAUAAACCUAGAGAAGUAUGAGGUGUGUAUCAGACCGUUCUUCAACUCCUGCGACUCGUACCGUGAUGGCAAGGUGUCCACGGCCGAAUGGUGUCUCUGCUUCUGGAGGGAGAAGCCCCCCUGUCUGGCUGAGAUUGAGAGACUCCAAGUGAAGGAGGUAGCCAAGAGGAAACCAGGUAUGUUCAUCCCGAGCUGUGAUGAGGAUGGCUAUUACAGGAAGCUACAGUGUGACCAGAGCAGAGCAGAAUGCUGGUGUGUUGACCUACAUGGCACUGAGGUCACUGGGUCACGGGUUCAUGGCAAGCCUGACUGUGAUGAGUUAGUGGGCUACUCUGGAGACUUUGGCAGUGGAGUGGGAUGGGAGGAUGAAGAAGAGAAAGAGACAGAGGAGAAUGCAGAAGAGGCUGAAGAAGAAGAAGAGCCUGAACCAGAAGAGACUGAUGAUGGAGGAUACAUCUGGUAGACAAAGUUCACCAUUAUCAAUGCACCUGUGCUCCUCAAAGCCCAUUUGUUAUCAGUCUUAAUUCAUUUAAAUAGCAUAUUGCUUGAAGGAAGCUGUUGGAAAGGCUUAAUGGGCAGUUUUUACACAUAUUUAUUAUCGAUUUCGGUUUUAUUCUUUAAAUUCUCAUGCUGUUGCUUUCUCAAAAUAUACAAAUCUGAUCAGGUAUUUAAAAAAAUAUUUGAAAUUAAAUUGAAAUAAUCACAUUUAAGCAUUAAAUCAUGUUGCCUGUCUGAGCUUAUAGCCACAUAAUGUGCUGAGUAUAAUGUGUCAAUCAUUAAUCAAAUCUCAAAUAGUGAUGUGAAUGGAAUUCUACACUGCUUUUAGAAAGUCAGACUAGGGAACCUGCUUGCUUAUAACUGAGAAACUUAUCAAACUGGUCUGUAGAGCACUACAUUAAACUCUGACUGAGAGGAAUUUAAAGAAACAUGGAUGGGUUUUUAUUCCGAUCACAGGAUGCCUCACAUGUGCUUGUAUAAUAUCUACACAGGAAGUGGCAUUGCUGUGCUGAGGAACAACCAAAGGGAAUCACCAGUAACUUUUAAUUAAUGUAAUUAAUUUAUUUAUUUCAUUACCUCUCCAUAUUAGACAGGCAUGAACACAAGGUUGUCUCAGUACAUUUUCCUAUUCAUAAUGAUCUAUAAUAGAUUUCUGUCCACAACAUCACAAUACAUAAUACAAACAAAUAAACUCAGAAAAAAAAGAAACGUCCUCUCACAUUCAACUGCUUUUAUUUCCAGCAAGUUGCUUAACAUGUGUAAAUAUUUGUAUUAACAUAAAAACAUUCAACUGAGACAUAAACUGAACAAGUUUCACAGACAUUUGAUGAACAGAAAUGGAAUAAUGAGUCCCUGAACAAAAGGGGGUCAAUAUUAAAAGUAACAGUCAGUAUCUGGUGGUCACCAGCUGUUUUAAGUACUACAGUGCAUCUCAUCCUCAUGGACUGCACCAGAUUUGUCAGUUCUUGCUGUGAGAUGUUACCCCACACUUCCACCAAGGCAUUUGCAAAUUCUCCAUCACAUCUGGGGGGGACAUGGUUACAUGUAAUUUUCCACUGCAAGGACGAUCAGCUGUCCUUCCUCUCUACCUGUAGCACUGUCUUAGGCGUCUUACGUUACAGACAUUGCAGGUUAGUGCUCUGGACACAUCUGCAGUCCUCAUGUCUCCCUGCAGCAGGCCUAUGGCAUGUUCAUGCAGGUGAGAAGGAACCCUAGACAUUUUACUUCUGGUGUUUUUCAGAGUCAGUAGAAAGGUCUCUUUAGUGUCCUAAGUUAUUGUAACUGUAACCAUAAUCACCUACCGCCUGUAAACUGUUAGUGUCUUAAGGACUGUUCCACAGGUGCAUGUGCAAUAAUUGUUUAUGGUUCAUUGAACAAGCAUGAAAAACAUUGUUUAAACCUUUUCCAAUAAAAAUCCAUAAAGCUCAUUUGGAUUUGACAAAAUUAUCUUUAAAAUAAAAAGGGACUUUUUUUUUUGUUGUUGUUCCUGAGUUUAUAUUUAGGACCAGGAGUUGAAUGUUUAAAACUUUCCGACUACUACAUUUAAAUUUCUGAAGGAUAAGAAUGAGCAUAAUGACCCAACAAUUAUUAAUUUUCUUAAUAUUUACACACAGUCACAUCUUCUGAUGAUAAAGAUAUCGUAUGUGUUCAUUUUCUUGAAUGUCUUUUUCUUCGUUUUCUUUAUACUGUACUUGAAAAUUUGUAAACUCAAAGAUGUGUGAUUUUCUCAUGCCUUUCGCAAGAUAAAUGAGGUCGCUUGAUAGUUUUUACAGAAAUUGCAUGUUCGUUAAGAGGAAUGUACAGUUACUGUAUGAAUGUUGAAUAUUAUGGAUCUCUGAUAUGACAUCCUUUUGUUCUUCAUCUCAUUGUGAGUAAUUGUGAUAGACAGAGACAUCACUGCAGUCCAACCAAGAUGUCAGAACGGUCUAGUUUAAAGAAAAAAUGUUAUUGUGAACAAUAUAUUAAGUUGUGUUUAGAUUGUUAUACUUGUCUUUUAUUAUAUGGAAAUAUAAGUACUGUAUAUUGUGACAUUUUGAAGGAAACAUUCUUUUGACAGAACAAUCUAGUGUAAGAGUUUAAAUGUUAAGCAGGAAUGUUAAGCAGGAUUGCUGUGUGCAUCAUAUAAACAUAAUGAAGGGACUGCAUAUUACUAUUAGCCUGAGAGAUUUGCUAGAGGAAUGGUUAGAAGUGAUGAACACAUCACACACAGCGUACCAGCACUGUAUCGGCUUUGUAAUGACACAUAUUCUGUUGUGAAUGUCAGAUUCAAAUGAUGCUGCUGCCUUCUUUCAUGAAUCUUAAGACAAGCAGAAAAGUGGAUCUUAGUGUACAACCAUAGCUAUCUGCUGCAAUUUAUUGUAAUUAUGCUUGCGUCAUCACUGUUUACGUAUGUAUAGUCAGUCAUGCGGUGUGCUAUACAGAGGUGCUGGAAUUGGUCGAAUCAAUGCGCUUUUAUGUAAUGUGAGACAAUGUCAGAGAAAUGCCGAGAUUGUGAUUAGUUGAUGCUUCAUACACGCUGGGUUAAAGCUUACAGAGAGAUGCUACACUUAUUUAAUUUUGCAUUCAAAUCAGUAGUGUUUAUCAGGGAAAAAUAUAACUGAUUUAGUCUUAAUUGAAGCCGUUGUCUCAACAGAUUAAAGUCUAAAUGGAAUCAUGAAACAAUACAAAAUGUUAAAAAUUGCAAUCUUACAGAUUGGGGACAGAAAUACAGAAAAACAUCCACUCCUUCUCUCGCUUCACAUUAACACUGAGCUGCUACUGUGUACUCAUUGCUGCUUAGCUCAGCUCGUGACAUGUUUUCUCACUGUGUUUGAUAUUUGAUAAUAAACCAGCACUGGAAUCAUUUUACUGUUUAGGUUUCUUAUUAGGUUGUCUCUGUGUACUUGUUGACUUUUCAGCUAUCAUGUAACCAUAUCAAAAUAUUAAAACACAUAAAGCUAACCCUGAGUGAUCUGCAUAACAGGAUCACAUCCAUAUUGUUUAGAUGCUAGCACUUUGUUAUACUCAAGGUGAGAAACAUUCCUGGUCUUCAGCUGCUCCCUGUGGUGGAAAACGAAACUGCGUCCAUAUUGAAAGCAUUACUGUACGUCUGAGAAACAAAUCAAAUCCAAUCAAAGCUCUGGGGUCCAACCACAAAUUCAAUUUGUUGUCUACAUGUGCUGAUAAAUGACAAAGAAUAAGUGUAAAGAAUCAUGUUAGUGGUUUAAGAUUAGAUUUUCCUGCAGGUUAAAAGAGAUUAUGUGAUGUACUUUGUACUGCGUCACAAUAAGCUGAUGAAAUGUGGUCUUUCUGGUUCUUCCUGAACUCAAGGACUCACUAGUUUUUUCUCUUGGGUAUUUGAGCUGUGAAAAUGACCAAAUUGCUUUGUUCUAACAACAUGCAAGUAGCAUGGAGAGUAUGUUGGGUGUGAAUAGUGGUGAGACAAAAAGAGUUUGACGCUGGGGGACAACAGGAAAAGAAGCUGUUGGUGUUGCUCGAUAAUACUGCCAUUUUAAUAGCGUUAUGUAGACUGGUGUUUGGUUUGGCAGUUAGAAAUAUUCCAGUAGUUUCAGACUGUGAUGGAUUUUUUUUUUUGCCAAUAGCCUUUCAAAUGAAAUGAGUUUUUUUUCUUAACACCACACGGUGGAUCCACAAGACUGGAGUUGAAAACCCAUUCUUUAGCGUGAUACCUGGUUUCAGAUGCACUAUCAAAGGUAUUGAAUUCUACCAUUAGCACCACAUUAUAGUACUAGAUUAAACUGGAUAUUCAGCUGUUGGUCAGAGUCUGAGGUUGCAUUUCGUGCCUUUGUUCCAGGAUGAAAACUACAGACCACCACAAUGAAACAUUUGGACAGUUUGGUCUGCAAAAUCACCACACUUCAAUCCCAGAGAAAAUUUAAUGGGACAGCAGGUGAAAUACCAACAUAGGCUUCAUGAAUUCAUCCAGUCAAUGAAAGAGUGGGCAAAAAUAGGCAGGAACUACUUCAAGGAUCCUUACCCAUCAGGACUGGCACUGUUAUUAAGGGAAAAGUCCACCUGAAACACAUUAAAUAUGUUUAUAUUGAAAUAUUUAGCGAUUCUGGUGCUAAUUUGUUGAUCGGUGCUGUAUUUUCAAUGUUCGUGUAAGACAUUAGCAGCUGUGUUCUGCUCUGAUAUCUCAAUGGGACAUUGCUAGAGUACUUACAAUGGUGUUUAAUAGAGGAAAAAAUACUUCAGACAAAUGGGACAUAAUAUUCAUGAGAAAUCCAAUGUAAAAAUAGUGGAGACAACAAAUGUUAGACCUAAAGUUUCAGAACACACCACAGCAAUACGACACAACUGCACCAAGUUCUGGAGACUCAGCUCGGCAGGUUAGCGAUCUAGAAGAUGACGAGCAUGAUGGUGUUGAUG